AUGUGUCCUAGACCUAGAGAGGUCCCAGGACACGCCACUGUCCCGCCUUCCCCACUGCCCGCCCCACUGGCCAGUCCCCACGCCCACACACCCAAGGCUGCCCCAUCUGGCACUGAUUAUCCUGCUGCUGCCGCCACCGCUGCUGCUGCUCUGCAAAAUUCAGCUGCUGCCUCUGUCUUGAGGACCCCAGCGCCUUUCCCCCAGGCCAUGCUGCCUGCAGCCACAGCCUCCCUCCUGGGCCCCCUCCUCACUGCCUGGGCCCUGCUGCCUUUUGCCCAGGGCCAGACCCCCAACUAUACCAGACCCGUGUUCCUGUGCGGAGGGGAUGUGAAGGGGGAAUCAGGUUACGUGGCAAGUGAGGGGUUCCCCAACCUCUACCCCCCUAAUAAGGAGUGCAUCUGGACCAUAACGGUCCCCGAGGGCCAGACUGUGUCCCUGUCAUUCCGAGUCUUCGACCUGGAGCUGCACCCCGCCUGCCGCUACGAUGCUCUGGAGGUCUUCGCUGGGUCUGGGACUUCCGGCCAGCGGCUCGGACGCUUUUGCGGGACCUUCCGGCCUGCGCCCCUAGUCGCCCCCGGCAACCAGGUGACCCUGAGGAUGACGGCGGAUGAGGGCACAGGAGGACGAGGCUUCCUGCUUUGGUACAGCGGGCGGGCCACCUCGGGCACUGAGCACCAAUUUUGCGGGGGGCGGCUGGAGAAGGCCCAGGGAACCCUGACCACGCCCAACUGGCCCGAGUCCGAUUACCCCCCGGGCAUCAGCUGUUCCUGGCACAUCAUCGCGCCCCCGGACCAGGUCAUCGCGCUGACCUUCGAGAAGUUUGACCUGGAGCCGGACACCUACUGCCGCUACGACUCCGUCAGCGUGUUCAACGGAGCCGUGAGCGACGACUCCCGGAGGCUGGGGAAGUUCUGCGGCGACGCAGUCCCGGGUUCCAUCUCCUCCGAAGGGAAUGAACUCCUUGUCCAGUUCGUCUCAGAUCUCAGUGUCACCGCUGACGGCUUCUCAGCCUCCUACAAGACCCUGCCGCGGGGCACUGCCAAAGGGCAAGGGCCCAGCCCCAAACCGGGAACUGAGCCCAAAGUCAAGCUGCCCCCCAAGUCCCAACCUCCAGAGAAAACAGAGGAAACUCCUUCAGCCCCUGAUGCACCCACCUGCCCAAAGCAGUGCCGCCGGACAGGCACCUUGCAGAGCAACUUCUGUGCCAGCAGCCUGGUGGUGACUGCGACAGUGAAGUCCAUGGUUCGGGAGCCAGGGGAGGGCCUCGCCGUCACUGUCAGUCUUAUUGGUGCUUAUAAAACUGGAGGACUGGAUCUGCCUUCUCCACCCACUGGUGCCUCCCUGAAGUUUUACGUGCCUUGCAAGCAGUGCCCCCCCAUGAAGAAAGGAGUCAGUUAUCUGCUGAUGGGCCAGGUAGAAGAGAACAGAGGCCCCGUCCUUCCUCCAGAGAGCUUUGUGGUUCUCCACCGGCCCAACCAGGACCAGAUCCUCACCAACCUAAGCAAGAGGAAGUGCCCCUCCCAACCUGUGCGGGCUGCUGCCUCCCAGGACUGAGACGCAGGCCAGCCCCGGUCCCUAGCCCUCAGGCCUUCUUUCUUAUCCAAAUAAAUGUUUCUUAACGAGGA
Molecule: messenger RNA, 1625 nt
Organism: Pongo pygmaeus (Bornean orangutan)
Lineage: Eukaryota; Metazoa; Chordata; Mammalia; Primates; Hominidae
Gene: PCOLCE
Product: procollagen C-endopeptidase enhancer
Exons: 9
Coding region: 1-1554 (517 amino acids)
Biological process (GO): proteolysis
Molecular function (GO): protein binding; collagen binding; peptidase activator activity
Source: RefSeq, a predicted model, not a curated record